AUGUAUCGAAAAACGAAAACAACUGAAGUAUCUUUUACAACGAAUCCGAUAACAAACGAAAUAAAUGAUGAUAAAAUCUUACAUGAUCUUAAUCCUGAACAAAAACGUGCUGUUACUUGUUCAACAAAUCAAUCAACACUUGUUCUCAGUGGAGCUGGUUGUGAAAAAACUCGUUUAUUAACAUUUCGUUUUGUGUAUUUAUUAAAAAAUUGUAAUAUAAAACCAUGUGAAAUACUAGCUGUUACAUUUACGAACAAAGCUGCACUUGAAAUCCGUCAUCGUAUAAGUGAAAUGUUACCCGGUAUACAAUUAAAUCACAUGUGGAUUGGAACCUUUCAUGGAAUUGCAAAUCGUUUUUUACGUAUUCAUCAUAAGAUGGUUGAUCUUAAUAAUAAAAAACCUGAAAAUAAUAUUUGUACAGACAAAGCAAAAUCUAUUGUUGAUUAUAUAAAUAAAUGUAAAGAAGAAGGUAAACGUUCAUCAAAUAUAAUUGCUAAGAAUGAAAAUCGUUAUAAACAUUUAAUUUAUACGAAAUAUGGAAAAUAUGUUCAUAAAGAAAAUAAAGUUGAUUUCAGUGAAUUACUACUUUUAACAAGAGAAUUAUUUGAAAAAGAAAUUAAUUUACGAAUAGAUUAUUCGAAAAAAAUUCAAUUAAUAAUUGUUGAUGAAUUUCAAGAUACAUCAACAUUACAAAUGGAUUGGUUAAAAGUGAUGAUGAUUAAAAGAGAAAAUCCCGAACAUAUUAUUAAAUUAGAACAAAAUUAUCGAAGUACUAAUAUUAUUCUUGAAGCAGUAAAUGCAGUUAUUGCACACAAUCAUUCCCGUCUUGGUAAAAAUCUUUGGACUGAAAUUAAAACUAGAGAACAAAUUAAAUUAUGUCAAGCAAUUAAUACAACUGAUGAAGCUCAACAUAUUGCAACAGUAAUCCGUGAUUUUCAUCAAUGUGAUCCAGAAAUUUCUCUAUCUCAAAUUGCAAUUCGUUAUCGUACAAAUGCUCAAUCACAUGAAUUUGAACAAGCAUUAAUGAAUAGUAGUAUCAAAUAUCGUAUUUAUGGUAAAAUAAAAUUUUAUCAACGAACUGAAAUAAAAAAUGCUUUAGCAUAUGUUCAUUUAAUUCAAAAUGAAAAUGAUAAUGAUGCAUUUCGUCGUAUAAUUAAUUUUCCACCACAUUCAAUUGGUAAAACAACAUUAAACAAAAUUGGAAAUGGUGCAAAAGGAAAACAUUGUUCAUUAUUUCAAUAUAAAAAAAAAGAAGUUGAACGUUUAAAAAAUUUAAAUGAACUAUCUGAUGCUAUGAAACAAUUUUCACAAUUAUAUAAUACAAAUGAUCUUACACAAUAUCUUAGUAUUAUUACAUUAGAUACAACAAAUGCUACCGAUGGAAAAUUGGAUACAACAGAUGAAACAGAAAGAGUACAAAUAAUGACUAUACAUUGUGCAAAAGGAUUAGAAUUUCAUUAUGUAUUUAUUGCUGGACUUGGAGCAGAAAUAUCAUCAAAAACUGCAAUAAAAAUUGUUUCAUCAUCUUCAAAACAUUUCUAUCAGGCAUUUGUUAAGUAUCAAAAUACACAGGAUGUAUUUUUAUUUUCACCAAGCGAUAAUUUUGUUUAUGCACCACAACUGAAUGCAGCAUUUCAUGUCACACAAAAUACUUUGUUCAAAGUCACAUUUCAAGGCAGUCUGUAUAACUUCAAACAGCAGCGUCUUGAUCAAUAUGUUCAAAUAAUGGUCAAUGAUUAUUUGAUUAUUUGUAAUCGUUUAAUACCGAAUACGGAUCAACGAGUAGCAAUGCUUUCGGGAGUAAACAAUCGACAAACAGAUUGGAUAGGUGGUUUUUAUUAUGAUAACACAAACGCAGAUACAAGCGUACCUAUAACGCGUAUUGCAAUGAUUUAUUUAUCACCAGGUACUUAUGCAUUCAAUGUCGGAGUACGAUCUCUUUUUGGAAAUGGUAAACUGCUUGGUGGUACGGUCACCUAUGAAGUAACACAAUUUGAUAGUAGUAAUGAUACACAGGAUUUAGGUGAUUUUAAGUUAACAACUAUUUCAAAAUAA
Messenger RNA from Rotaria sp. Silwood1, 2055 nucleotides. The record is from the annotation of a GenBank genome assembly. Lineage: Eukaryota; Metazoa; Rotifera; Eurotatoria; Philodinida; Philodinidae.